Xyrichtys novacula (pearly razorfish) is the source of this 7190-nucleotide messenger RNA. The record is from the annotation of a GenBank genome assembly. NCBI's taxonomy places the organism in Eukaryota, Metazoa, Chordata, Actinopteri, Labriformes, Labridae.
AUGCUGAUGAGACACAUUUGUGGUCAGUCUGUGUUGUACAAAUCAGUUCCUCCUCUACUCUGCUUAUUCGGUGCACACAGCACUGCAGAAGCCCCAUUGGUUAACAGAGCUGUCAAUCAUGGUGUUACAGCCCUUUUUCUUCACUUUUGGGGUUCUGUUAUGCUGUCCUCUUUUAUUCAGACUGUGAGAACUUUCAUUUACUAAUGUAACUUUUUUUCUCUUUGUGUCUCAGUGUUUCACCCGCUUACGUAUGAGGGAGGCAUCGACUGUGACAGGUAUCGAACACACACACACCAAAAAUUAUUAGUAAAGAUAGUUCAUUUAAGAUGUGUGACAAACUCUUUUUGUGUGUCUGUUUACAGCAUCAAGGACCCGGACCAGCGAAUUGCUAUGCUGACUCAGAUCCUGGAGUUCGGUCAGACCCCCAAACAGCUGUUCACCAGCCCCCACCCCCAGAGGAUCACACCCCGCUUCCACAACAUGACCCGCAGCCUGAGCUCCACCUCACCGCUGAGUGAGCUGUCUCCAGGUACAAACAUGUGUACACAAGCUCAUAUAUACAAACACACAUACACAAUGAGGGGCCCAUUUUUUUAAAGGUUUGACUGAGAUUUGUUUUUUACCAAUGUAAAAAAAAGUUUUUAAAAAGUCAUAAACAGAGUAAUAAACUGCUUAUUUGAAAUAUGUAAAUGUGCUAAUUAAAAACAACACUUCGGUUAUGUUGUUUUCAUAGUUUCCCAUCAUGUAUCUGCCCUUUGUGUUAGCAUCUCACAGCGAGGACUCAUCCUUUGAGGAUCUGACCGAGGAGAGCAGGAGACUGGUCUGGUCUAACAUGGGGAACCUAAAACAAGUCUGCAGCCACAAAAUCCAUAAAGAGUGAGUCAGCGAGUAUUAAGAAUAAGUGAGUCAAGAAGUGUAAAGAGAGAGUCAGCAAGUAUAGAGAGUGAGUCAAGAAGUGUAAAGAAUGGGUCAGCAGACAGGGAGAGUGAAUUAGACCUUUUUGGUUCAUUCUUGUCUGUUUUAAUUGUAUGAGUAUGAAAUACAGUAUUUCUGUGUUUGUGUGUUUUAACUUGGGCUGUUUGUGUUGACCGUGCAGGUCUGUGACAGGCGUCGCUGUGAGCAGAGAUGGAUCAGCCAUUUUCUCCACAUCACAAGGUUUGAAAAAUAUCUGCAUAUCUAAAUGUUUCCUUUAUUGGAGUCUACUGUGGAUAAAUGCAAACUCAGGACUCAAAUACAGACUUUUGGGUACAAACAAACAGUGCAUUUAUGUCAACUUUGACAGAGAAUAAAGUCAUUUGCAUCUCCAGUAAUCCAGGCUCAUUUAUCCUUCUUUAUAUCCCUGUAGUUUUCUCUUAAAGGUCUUUGACUCAGUCUUUGGGUUCCACAGAGGAUAAAAAUUGCAAGCACACCACUGAGAAAUACAUUAUAACUCAACAGUAUUAUUCCUCAAUAACAUACAUGUUUGAACACCCUUUGACAGAUCUGUUUGAGUUUUUCCUCACCUGUAGUUGUGAUGAGUAAAGGGUCUAACUGUUCUCCUGUGUGUCUUUUUAUCACAGACUCAACUCUGAAAAUGUUUUCCAGAGAAUUAAAGGACUUCCAGAGGAGUGUCUCUUUCUCUAACAUGGUACAAACCUGUUUGUAGAACAUGUAUUUAUGUCUCUGAUUCAUCAUAUGUGUCUGUCUCUAAAUACAAAAAACCUUCUUUCAGGCUCUCUCAUCAUGUUUGAUGCUGGCAGAUGGUAAAACUGUGGUAUGUUCUUCCUGGGACAACAACGUGUACGUAGAACACUUCAUUACAAAUGUGAAGUUAUGUAGGUUUUAAAACAUAUAUCAUUUUAUUUCACUCUGACCCUUGUGUUUCUCUUCCUUCAGUUAUUUCUACUCAGUCCCAUUUGGUCGGAGACAGGACACUCUGAUGGGUCAUGAUGAUGCUGUCAGUCAGGUGUGCUGGCUUGACGAGCGACUAUACACAGCAUCCUGGGACUCAACUGUAAAGGUAACCAAAAUUAAAGGGACUCCACAGAUUUUUCUGCAGCUAAACCUGUGCAAAAGAAACACAAAGAUAUCACCUCACUGCAUUAGUGUAUCUCGACAGUUAAUUCAGGUACCUCCUGCAGAGAUUACAGCUGUUAAAAACAGCAACCCUGAUUCUGACUCCCCCCUUUGACCACUCUCUAAGCCCUGCACCUCUCUUUAUCCACAACCACAUCCCUCUAUGGAAGAUGCACAAGCAUAUAAAAAUGUUUAAAAUAAAAGAUACCAUCUAGUUCCCUCACCCUAACCUUCAUGCAUGCAGAGGGUUCAUGUCUGUCCAAACUGGGCUGCAGGGCAAACAGUGACUCUGUACUCUGGUGCUGUUUAUGCACAUUUAUAUCAGUGCAUGCACUCAUGCCUAUCAUAUAUUUGUAAUGGUUCUUUUAUUUUAAACUCUACUCAUUUAUUAAAGCCUAACUGGGGACAGGGGUUGCAGUAUUUAUAGAUGUCAAAGUGAUUGUGAAAACAAUCACACCUCUGGAUGACCUAAUAAUAGAUAUGUAAAUAAGGUCUAAUAGUGUCAGUUUGAUGUUACUACUAAUGUGAUGUUUAUCUUGGAACAGACACAAAGAGAACUAGCUGCACAAUGUGCUUUAAGAGUCAGUUUUUGAGACAUAGCCAGUAACAGGGUACCAUGUAAAACAGUGACCUUGUUUCAUAUGAUACCUGGUUCUUUGUGUUAUUCAUCCCCAUUGUAUUGUACAAGCUGAGAUAAGACAGUUAACCAUGAUAUCAAGCAGGAAUGUGUGUUAACAGGCUGUAUGUUGUUGUGUGUUGUUUGUUUCUCAGGUGUGGCAGUGUCCUGCUGACAGCCCCUCCACCCACAAGAGGUCCCAGUUUAACUUACUGGCUGAACUGGAGCAUGAAGCUGGGGUGAGUCUGGAGGAUUCACUCAAGUUUUUGUUGAAGGUUAGAUCAGAAUUAACUUUGUAGACAUACAGAGGAGAGGGGCAUGGAGAGAAGUGGGUUCAAACCUUAAACUAAAAUAAGUUAUUAAUUUUCUCUCUGAGUGUAAGAUGCUUCAUGUUCAAGUUACUGUAUUUGUAGCAGCAGUUAGAUUUGUUUUGCAGCAAGCAGAUGACAUUCAGUGUGACAUUCAGUUACAAAACAAACAUGACUUGACACAGAGCACAAAACAACCAGAACUAAAAAACUACUAAAACUAAAACGUGAUUCAGACUCCACUAAUCAAACCUAAAUAGAAUAAAAUCAGUGUAUGAGAUACUCAAGUUUUAAUAGCUGUGCUGUUUUAGUUUUCAUGUCUUUCUUGUUUUCACAGUGAAAGUCACAUUCUUUAAAAACUGUUCUGUGCAGCACUUUCAGCUGUUAAAUGUUUAGAAAGGGAGUUCAAUUAGUUUCUUUGAGCUGAAGAUUUACCCCAAGAGACCAGGACAGAUGAACAUGUUUAUUAGCAGCAGCCCUCUGAAUAAAACUGUCUUUUUUUUUCUCUACAGGUGAACACCAUAGCUCUGAGUUCAGCUGGGACUUUGCUGGUAUCUGGCUGUAAAGACGGGACCGUCUCCAUCUGGGACACUGGCAGCUACACGACCCUGCAGCAGGUCCACUGUCACUCAGGAACCAUCCACCACAUGGCCUUCAGUCCUGGUGAGAAAGCAGAAAAAUGUUUUUUACACUGCUGGUCCAUUUUAAAGGCUCAAAGUUUACAAUGUGGUUUAACAAAAGAUAUUGAAUAAUAUGUGGAAAAGUAUGAACAGAUUUAUGAACUGUGUCAGACUUAGAGUGAAGAGCAAUCUGUAGGGAUAAUAAAAUAACUUUUUCUUUUACUGUCAUUUCAGAGGAGUGUAGCACCUGGACAAAGCUUUCCUAGAGGGCCUUUUUAUAUUAUUCAACAAGCCAGUAGACAAUUUUCCUUUUUGUGAAAAUGAAACUGAAUAUUAUUCAUUUUAUAAUCAUCUUGUUUGACUUUUUAUGUUACCGCCAGUACCCAGGACAAGUUGUAAAAGUGUUAUUAGGCUCGGUACAAACGCUUUUAAGAGAGAAACUAAGUGGCAGAGCUCAAAUAAACCAAAAGUUAAUUGACCUUAAGUUCACCUUACUGAACACUUAGACUUGGUGUCUUGUGUGUGUCCCUCCUCAGACAGCCGCCAUGUUCUGAGUGUGGGAGCAGACUGCUGCAUGAAGGUGACUGACGUUCAGACGGGGAUGGUGAUCUCAUCUGUAAGAGCUGAGGAGGAGCAGAGGUUAGAUCAUCACACAGCAGAGAUGCACACACAGUUAGAGGGAGCAGAGUCUGAUACUACGUCAAAUACAAAAGUCAGAUCAGAAAGUUACAAUAACCUCAGUAUCUUCAUUCCUGCUUUGACUUUUUUCUUCACUGGUGUAGUGAUUUAAAUGAGCCUCACACGGUCGCACCAAAAUAUAUGUAGUGAUUUGAAAUGAGCCUCACAAGGCCGCACCAAAAUAAUACUGUAGCGAUUGGAAUUUAUAAUAAAUGUCUGAAGAUUAAUAAUCUCAAAUUAUGACAUUUAUGCACUCGUUGAAAGGGGCACCACCCACCCUUGAUGGUGGGAAAAUAAAGAAAACAAAAGUUUAAUUCAGAAAUCAAACAUCAAGUCAGUUUUAAUUAAUCAGUCUCAUAUCUUAAGUCGAAAUUCUAAUUUCAGGGACUCCACUUCUGGAAGAACACUAACAGACAGGAACUUAGAAAAAUAAUUAUCUGUUUAUUACAGGAUAAAUGAUGGUACAACACACAUGCAAUAAAUGAUGAUAAGAUAAUGAGGAUAAAAUAAUAAUAGGUGAAUAAAUAAAGAUUCUGAGUCAGGCUAGGAGCACUAAAGUUAAUGAUAGUGAGUGAAUAUGCGCUAACAUAUUAACCUACACUAACUUUGGUGUCGAGAUAAACUCGGAUGUGGAUUUGGAGGAAUCUAAGAUUACCAGAAUAAGAGGAUAUCUGAGUUAUGAACGCACGAGACAGCACCAGCCCUCUUUAGAGCUCUGGAGGUUUGCAUACUUAAGUGAGACUGGUCCUUGGAGAAGAUGGAGCAGGUUCCGAAGGUCCGGGGCUACUGGCGGUUCGAGCGGUUCAGCUCAGAAGACGACUGAAGUCAGCCGAAGGAUGAGCCAGGAGUUGCAGCACUCGGGCCUGAAGCAAAGCCAGCGCCUGUGGAUCCUGUGGAUGCUCGUUUGGGUACUUCUUUGGUCUCACUCAAAAACUCCGGCACAGAGGAUGACCUGGGCCUGCUGGGUUGCGUUCAGAGGUGACUUUGAAUCACGCAGAUAACUCAGAAAAACGAGCCUCGAGCAGAGAAAACUUUCAAAAAUGGCUUCGCGAAAUUAAAGAAAAAUCAAUCAAAGGCUUAAUCUUGAAUUGCUAUGCGCACAAAAAGUUGAAGUUUCAAAACUUGAACUAAGACGAUGUUAAAGAAAAAUCAACGUGAAUCAACACGUGGCGUAAAACUUAGAAGACUAAGAAAAAGUUCUAAGAGAAAACAAAGAAACGCACCACAGAAGGGUGUGGGCAGAAGAGAAGGGGCAUAAGAGCCGGGGACAAGAGAGUCAGCAGAAGAGAUAGAGUGAGCAACCCCACUUCACUGGUUUUAUCUUCUCACACUGGGAGUGUCUCCGGGGUGUGUGUGUGAGGAGAAAGGAGGGGUCGUGGAAUCUCUGAUUAUUUGAUCUAACUUAUUCUUUUGGCUGGUAAAAGAGUCAGAUCUGAUACUCACUCACUAUGAUUAAUAUAAUUGAAUGCUUGGUUUCAUGAUAAAUAAUUUGAUACUAAACACAUAUGAAUGAAGUGUAGGAUCACAUCAAACAUUCUCAUUAUGUUUUAAGUAUCACAUUGAACAUGCUAAAUUACUCUGAAAUGAAACAGAUAGUAACACAUGGAAACUGUGAACAACAAAAGAGUAAAUACAUGUGAAUGAACUUCAUCCUGAUGAAUAAUGGAUUCUAAAUACGCACAUUCAGGUUAUUCAAUGACAUUAAAACCACCUAAUGGUUAAAAAUACUAAAUAAACGAUUAAAAUAUAGAACAAACAUUUCUAAACCAUUUCUGUUAAUUAGAGCUAAGUUAUGAGUCACAAUCAAUAAAUUUAACUCUUAAAAGUUCAUGAAACAGUCUGAAAAGCUGUUGGUCUAAAGAAACUAAAUCCGGAGUGAUUUAAUUCUGGCUUCUGGAGCACAUAGAAAAACGGGAAACAUCUCAUUUUAACACAAAUUUCAUGAUUAGACAGAUUAGUACAUUGCUGAAUGCAUAAGAUGUCAGGAUCAGUCAUUUGUAUUCUUUCACCAAAGGAAUGUAGUCUUUAUCAGUGCAUGGUCGAGCAGGGUUUUACGACCGAGGUCUGGAGGUCAGUGUCCCCCCCUUUUCCUGGGGUCCGUAUGUUCACACACUUUAAGACGCUAAACCUCAAAUGGGAGAUCUGGGUUGAGACGUUAAUGUUUAUUUAGAUGGUCAGUGAUGGAGUCAGUUUAAAAGGUAAUAAAACUCUGUCUCUGUUCGCCGAACUGACCAAUCAUGAAGAGUCAGAGGUUUAGUCCACCUCCGGUUGGGUCACUUAUUUAACCUGAAAGUGUAAACGAGUCUGGAAAGAUUUAUAUCCUGUUUCCUGGGACCAGAUAAGGAAACUUUCCUCUGAGGAAUGUGUGGGUUUCACACCCAGGGUUGUCUUGAUUGCUACACUGGUUUGUAAUUCUCUUUUUGAUGUGAAUCUUGUGCUCUUAUAAGUUACAUAAAGGUGUACUGUGCAUCUCUGUCUGUACAGGUGUUUCUGCUGGGAUGGCAGUUCAGUGCUGGGUGGGGGUCAAUCUGGAGAUCUGCUGUUGUGGGAUCUGAUCAGUAACAGCAUCACCAAGAGGAUCCCGGCUCACUCAGGUUCAGAUCACACCCACAAACACUGCAGAUCACCUUAGUGUAUAUUAAAGAUAUCAGGGUUAAAACACUGGGCUGAUUCAUUAAGAUUAAUCGUAAACUAUUUUAAAAACAUCAACCAAUUUCCUCUCAUUUUAUAGAUCAAAUAUGUAAAAGAAAAGGUUAUGGGAUGCGAUUUUAGGAUUUAUGAUUUUAUAACGCAUCAUAAAUUAUGUUGGUUUUCUCAGGUGCAGUGACAACCAUGUGGAUGAACGAGCUGUGCAGCUCGGUGAUCACAGGAGGCGAGGACAGGCAGACCAUUUUCUGGAAGAUCUGCAGCUAG